Messenger RNA from Labrus bergylta (ballan wrasse), 860 nucleotides. The record is from RefSeq and is a predicted model, not a curated record. Lineage: Eukaryota; Metazoa; Chordata; Actinopteri; Labriformes; Labridae.
AUGCAGCCUGCACACAAACUCCCUCUGAGCCACAGGACGCCGUUUUCCGUGCGGGACAUCCUGGACCCGAGCAAGUUUACCGGGAGGAGAAGCUGCGCGGAGGAUGCAGAGGCAACAGGAGCUUUUCCUCCGAGACUUGAACCCAGAAAGGAGCGUCAUCCUCGUGCAGGCGGGAGCAGCGACUCUGAGGAGGACGAGGACGAGGUGGAGGAGGGAGGGGCUUCAUGUUCAGUGAAGUCAAAAGCAAAACGCCGUCGUAUCCGCACCGCCUUCACGCUGCAGCAGCUGCAGGUCCUCGAACGCAGCUUCCACAGGUGUCACUACCUGUCGGUGCUGGAGCGGCACGCCAUCGCCUCGGCGCUGCGCCUCUCAGAGACUCAGGUGAAGAUCUGGUUCCAGAACAGACGCACAAAGUGGAAGAAGGAGCGGCUGCAGGGGGCGGAGCCUGAGGAGGAGCAGAGCUUCUUCUCUCCUCCUCCUCGUCUGUGCUCCUCGCUCACCUUCAGUCCUCUCUUCUGCCAGCAGCGCGCUCCGCUCCACGUGUUCACGCCUCUGCCCAUGCUGCCGUAUCAGCGUUUUUACUCAUGAUGCAGAAUGACUGUAAACAUAGUGGACCAACGUGUGACACUGUGACCAUCAGAGAAGAUGCUUCAGAGACAAACAGGACUGAGAUCUAAAACAGAAAAUAUUUUCUUAUGUAAUAAUUUAUUUUGAUAAACGUUUUUUUUAAUGAAGACGUUCAUGUUUGUUCUUUAAUAUAUUGACCUUAUGUCCACUUUACCCGAGGCAACCGCACGUCUCUUUAAACUUCAGAGACAGAAAACAGCUCAGAAACAUUUUAAUAAUAAGCUGCUGAAAGC